GUUCAUUUGGGUUUCGUAUUUCAGGUGGGCCAUAUAAUGCAACGAAAUGUAUGAGAACUGACACAUAUCGAUCACUUAAAGUAUGGAGCCUUGGCAUUUGAAAAGGAGCUGCGUUCUGAUUCUGCUUUGCCACGUAAGCUUUGCUGUAUCAUGGUUCGCUGAACCCGCCAAAAAGAGUUUUUCAGAUGAUGAAAAGGACUGGUUAGGAAUCCAGGAUUGUCUCUGUCAAGUAUCUGGAGGACUAGGAGACUGUGGAUGUGACGUCGAAAGCAUCGACUCGUACAAUUCUAGACUUAUCUAUCCAGCUCUUCGCGAGUUGACAUAUAGGGAUUAUUUCAAGUUCUUCAAAAUCAACCUAAAUAAAAAAUGCGAGUUCUGGCCUGACGAUGGUGCUUGUGUCCUGCGAGAUUGUGCCGUUGAAACUUGUCCAGACGAUAAACUCCCUCCUCAAUUUUUGAAUCCUGGAAAUAAUGAUGGAGCCAAUAGCAUUCCAAACGAUAGCUCAGAUAGAAGUACAAAAAGCGAGACACCGUGUCCCUCUGAUAAACAGAAAGAAAAACAAGCCAUUGAUGACGCAGAAGCAUUGGGUAGUAUUGACGGUACAAUAACAGAAAAAAUGUUGAAAGAAUUCGUUGUGUGGGAGCGUCACGAUGAGCUGAAUGAUAGCUUCUGUUACUUGGAGAAUGAGACGGACCCCGAAGCUUACUAUGUGGACCUAACUCUAAAUCCAGAAAGGUACACUGGGUAUGCUGGAUCAAGUGCGCAUCGAGUGUGGAAUUCGAUUUAUGGUGAAAACUGUUUCAAGUCUGAAUCACUGCAUUUACAAACUGAACCAGCUACUCCAAAGUCUAACUCUCUAAAGGAACUCGAAACUCAAAAGUUUACUGAGAUUCUCAAUUCAUAUACGAUGGCUGGUGUUUGUACUGAAAAGCGAGUCUUCUAUCGACUAAUUUCUGGGUUGCAUGCUAGUAUAAGCGUUCACUUGGCUGCUAAAUAUCUACAGAAAGGGCCUUUUGGCGAACUUAGCUUCGGUCACAAUUUUACAGAAUUCAGACAAAGAUUUGACCCCGCUUUGAGUAACAAUGAAGGACCACAAAGGCUGAAGAAUAUUUAUUUUCUUUAUUUGGUAGAAAUGAAAGCCAUACUGAAAGCGGUGCCAGUUUUGUCUAAUUUGAGGUACUUUACGAACGUUAUUGAAACAGACGCAGAAACGAAAACAUUGAUAAAGUCAUUGCUAGAUAGUGUUGUGAAGUUUCCGAAGCAUUUUGACGAACAGACGCUUUUUCGCGAUAAAGAAGUGCAAUCUUUGAAAGAAGUGUACAAAACGCAGUUCAGAAAUAUUUCCAGAAUCAUGGAUUGCGUUGGAUGCGAUAAAUGUAAACUUUGGGGCAAGAUACAAGUUCAAGGCCUGGGAACUGCUUUGAAGAUUUUGUUUUCGGAUAUUACAAGGGAACCCAAAAUAAAUGGAACUGCGCCAAUUUUAAGCCGAACGGAAAUCGUGGCCUUAUUCAACGCAUUUGCCCAGCUUUCAGAAAGCAUUUGGCAUAUUCAGGAAUUUAGAGAAUUGGCAACUGCUCGUUUUAAGCAUUCCGAACUGUAAACUUGUUUUGCCUGUAAUAAAUUUAUGCGUGCCAUUUUGCUUGGAAAAGGAGCUUAGCGUCGCUAUUGAAAAGUUUUAUUAAUUGUUGUUUAUAUGUGUAUGAAAUAUUCAUAUCAAAAAUUAGAUUUUUUAUUAGUUUGAAUUGUAUGUUAAUUAAAUGUUUUUCUUUUA
Molecule: messenger RNA, 1771 nt
Organism: Symsagittifera roscoffensis
Lineage: Eukaryota; Metazoa; Xenacoelomorpha; Acoela; Convolutidae
Product: ERO1-like protein beta
Exons: 3
Coding region: 83-1600 (505 amino acids)
Biological process (GO): protein folding in endoplasmic reticulum
Cellular component (GO): endoplasmic reticulum; endoplasmic reticulum membrane
Molecular function (GO): FAD binding; thiol oxidase activity; protein-disulfide reductase activity
Source: RefSeq, a predicted model, not a curated record